Scomber japonicus (chub mackerel) is the source of this 2745-nucleotide messenger RNA. RefSeq lists its product as uncharacterized. The transcript is spliced from 4 exons. The record is from RefSeq and is a predicted model, not a curated record. The coding region runs from base 1 to 2745 and encodes 914 amino acids. Gene Ontology annotation, molecular function: nucleic acid binding; RNA-DNA hybrid ribonuclease activity. Lineage: Eukaryota; Metazoa; Chordata; Actinopteri; Scombriformes; Scombridae.
AUGGUGGCUCGAUGCCAAGCACUGAGAGGAGCUGUAACAGCCUCUCAAAACCAAACAAUAAUAAACUUGGGCGAGGAACUGUAUUUGUUAUCAUUAAGUGAGAACACUCAGUUACCAGAGAGCACAUUUGUUUUGUUUCAGCCACCUCACCCUGCAGAAUAUGGGCCUCCAUCAGAAUUAUCAGAGGUUCCCUCAUAUUUAUGGGCAAAACAUAAAAAUCAUGUAGGUUUUGUGAAUUCGGCUCCACCUCAUAAAGUCACACUCAAACCAAAUGUCACAUUGCCGGCUAUCAGACAGUACAACUUGCCUCAUAGAGCCAUUACUGGAAUUGAAACAGUUAUUCAAUCUCUAUUGGAUCAAAAUGUACUGGUGCAAACUUCCAGUCCAUGCAAUACACCCAUUUUGCCCAUCCCAAAACCAAAUCGUCCAGAUGAAUGGAGAUUUGUGCAAGAUUUGCAGGCUAUUAAUAAUAUUGUCGUGCCCACAGCUCCCAUUGUGCCAGACACUAAUUCGAUUUUAGCCUCGUUACCAUCCAAUUCAACCCACUACACAGUCAUUGAUCUAUGUUCAGCUUUUUUCUCUAUACCAUUGCAUCCAGAUAGCCAGUAUCUGUUUGCAUUCACGUUCAAAGGCAAACAGUAUACAUGGCGGCGUUUGCCACAGGGUUAUGUUGAGAGUCCAACAGUGUACGCAGCAGCGGUAAAAAGAGACCUUGAUGACCUCCACUUCCCAGGGGGUUCAACACUUCUGCAGUACGCAGAUGAUCUUUUGAUAGCCUCUCCAUCCGAGGAAGCUUGUCGAACUGAUUCAAUCUUGCUCCUGCAGAGGUUAGCUGAGUGUGGACAUAGAGCAUCACUGCCCAAACUGCAAUUUUGCCGAUCUGAGGUCACAUAUUUGGGUCACCUCCUGAAGGAUGGACAGCGCCUCCUAUCACCAGAAAGGGUGAAACUGCUGGUCAACAUGCCUCCCCCCAGAACUAAGAAGGGCAUGCUUUCAUUCUUAGGGAUGGCGAACUAUUGCAGACACUGGAUUUAUGAGUAUGCGGCUAUGGACUCUGUAUUGCGAGCAGCCACACUGCAGUCAGCUCCCACUGCAGUUCAAUGGACUGAUGACAUGCAAAAAGCUUUUCAGAACUUAAAGCAUGCUCUCACCAUGGCUCCAGCAUUAGGAUUGCCGGACUAUCAUCAGCCGUUCCAUCUACACGUACAUGAGAGAGAAGGCUUUGCUACAGGCAUUCUAGUACAAAAACAUGGGUCUCACUACCGUCCUGUUGCGUACUAUUCGUCUCGACUGACCCCUGUAGUCCUUGGUAUGCCGGGUUGCCUGAGAGCGGUGGCUGCAGUUGCUAUUCUGCUUGAUAAGUCCGCUCCCAUUGUACUGGCUCAUGACUGUGUCGUGCACGUUCCGCAUGCAGUAUUACACAUUUUAAGCACAUCAGCUACUCAACACAUGACAGCAGCUAGACGUUCAGGUUAUGAGGCAACUAUCCUUUCCAGCCCACACAUAACUUUAAAGCGCUCACCCCCCUUAAAUCCAGCCACUCUCCUUCCACUGAUUGACACAACUGAAAUUGAGCAUGAUUGCAUUGCUACUAUUGAUAUGUGUACAUCACCAAGGCCAGACCUAUUGCAGACACCAAUACCUAACUCUGAGAUGAUUCUUUACACUGAUGGGUCAGCUAGCAGACCAUCUGACAAUGUUCACCUAGCGGGCUAUGCAGUAGUAAAUGAUUGGGAGGUUUUAGAAGCACGAGCUCUGCCUCCUGGCACUUCAGCGCAGGCAGCAGAACUAUAUGCUCUCACUAGGGCCUGUAUUAUCGCUUCUGGUAAAACUGCCACCAUCUACACAGAUUCACGAUAUGCUUUUGGUGUAGCUCAUGAUUUCGGUCAAUUAUGGAAAAUGAGAGGGUUUGUGUCAUCGUCUGGCAGGCCAUUACAACAUCAUGCGUUGGUAAACGACCUGCUAGACGCCAUUAUGCGCCCGUUCCAGCUUGCAAUUGUGAAAUGUGCUGCUCACAGUCAGGAAAAUGAUCCUGUUUCACGAGGAAAUGCAAUGGCUGAUUUCGCAGCCAAACAAGCAGCAACUUCCUCUUCCUCCAUGGUAUCCAAGAGGCUCCCCAAACCAUCAGAGGAACCAAUUCAUCCUUUUAAGGAGGGUGACUAUGUACUAAUCAAAUCUCUGGAAAAAGUGUCUUUGUCUCCUAGGUGGAAAGGACCGUACCAGGUGCUGCUGACAACCAGGACAGCUUUGAGGUUGAAGGAAAGGCAGAAUGGAUUCAUGCCACAAGGUGAACUGGGCCAAGUUACAGGUCUGAAAGUUUCAGCAGAUGGAGAGCAGGGAGGCUUCUCUGCUCAUGAUACAGUCGUAGUUACAGAGUCCUCAAAGAGGGGGUGCCCUCUGCGGGAGAGCCCUGGAGAAACAAACCAGGUAAUAGACUCUGAAGGUAUCUUCGGACCAUGGGGGUCCAACCUGAUCAAGCUUUUGACUACACUGCUGGUCAUCAUUCUCCUCCUCAUCCUCCUCUGUGCCUGUAUGAGUUGGCUGAUUAAGCUGAUGGUGAAGAAGACCACUAAAUCCGUCAUUCAAGCACCCCAGGUGUGUACAACUGUAGACACAAAUGUUAACAAUAAUGUGACAAUGAGAUAUUAUGAUUAUCGAGGCUUUGAGGAGUGGAUACAGCGUCUUGGGCUGGAUGACCUCUCCCUGGAGGAUGAUGACGAGGAGGAGGAGACCUCAGGCCUGUAA